Molecule: messenger RNA, 3375 nt
Organism: Mycosarcoma maydis (corn smut)
Lineage: Eukaryota; Fungi; Basidiomycota; Ustilaginomycetes; Ustilaginales
Exons: 1
Coding region: 1-3375 (1124 amino acids)
Biological process (GO): glycoprotein catabolic process
Molecular function (GO): beta-mannosidase activity
Source: RefSeq, a predicted model, not a curated record
AUGACCAAACAUCUUUUUGUAAUUGCUAUAUGUGCUGCGCUUGCUACUAUCGCUGUUGGUGAGUUCGCUCCUCAACAUCACCAGCAGCAAUGGCAGCUUCCAUCCGACGCCCGAGCGGCGCUUCCCAUUCAGGAGCACCAUCCCCAUCACAAGCUCGUCACGAGUAGCAACACGCACGUCUGGUCGCUAUCCUCAAAGCUUUCGCACCAGCGCCCUUUCCCCCUGCGUCCCCCCAGUUCGAGUCAAGCUACCGAGACCGUCGUCAGCGAUCAACGUGCACAGGCUGGUUUCAUCAACGAUCCAGCGCCAGCGCCCUUGGCCGCCAACGCCAAUUCCGCCGACCUGGAAUGGUCGCUGUCCAACGCCAACGGUUCGAUCCGAGUCAAUGCUCUCUUCCCGUCGCUCGCUCAUCUCGAUCUGCUCCGUGCAGGCAUCAUUCAGGAUCCCUCGAUUGGCUUCAACGAGGGUCUCUACCGCUGGGUCGCCGACGAGCCAUCUUGGACCUAUACCGCCGACCUCGAGCCUGUUGUCCAACAGAUUCGAGCUACUCGCAAUCUUGCUAUCACCGCCAAUCCCCAGCAACAGUACUGGAUCUACUUUGAAGGCCUCGACACCAUCGCCAAAGUCUUUGUUGGAGGACAUCUGGUCGGUGCCACACACAAUCAGUUCAAGUGGCAUGCCUUCCGAGUUCCAUCGCAUCUACUCGACCCCGACGAUACGACCACGCGCCACGCACGCAAUACCAACAUCACCCUCGUCUUUGAAAAUGUCAACGAGUAUGCUGCGCAGCAAGCCGCAGAGCACGAUCCAGGCUAUCUGAACCAGGUAGAAAGCCCUCGUGAACCUCGUACCUCUGACUACGAGUAUCCCAACCGAAUCUUUGUGCGCAAGCAGCAGUCGGAUUUCGGCUGGGAUUGGGGUCCUGCUUUGGUGCCUCGAGGACCGUACCGGCCUGCCUACUUGAUUGCACUGCCCGCCUCUGUCCAGUCUUCUGACGCUGUAGCAGCUCCAAUUAACACACACAAGGCCGCUACAAGCCGAGCUUCUUCCUACACCCAGCAAAGUCCGGCCGUCCUGGUCAUUGCGUCAGCCAUUGACAUUUAUCGCAAAGGUCAAACCAACAAUCUGCCGCCUCCCGAUCCUGACGCCAACUGGAUCAUCAAUGUCACUCUCACAUUGCUCUCGUCCGACGUUGUGCACUGGCCAUCGAUUCGCCUCGCAAUCCCCUCGCUGGGCUUGUACACCUUUGAUGCGCUUCUCUCCUCUCCGACUGUACAAGCUGGAGUCAAUCAACCCGUGCAUGCCGCCUUUGAAAUUCCGAGUGGCGGGAAGUACGGUCCCAAGCUCUGGUGGCCGCGCGGCUACGGCGAACAGAAUCUUUAUCACGUUGUUAUUCGAAGUGAUCAGCUGAGAAUUGAGGUCCGAAAGCGUGUUGGCUUUCGCACCGCUGUGCUGGAUCUUUCCGAUAUCUCGCGUCAAGAGGUCAACCAGGGCGUCCAGCCUGGCUCGCACUUUCGUCUCUUCGUCAAUCAACGUGAAGUCUACGUCAUGGGAACCAACACGAUCCCGCUCGAUACCCUCACCCCACGCAUCAAUCCAAACUAUCUCCGAUGGCUGCUCGAAUCAGCGCUUCAAGCAAACACCAAUCUGAUCCGCAUCUGGGGCGGAGGCGCGUACCCUGCGCAAGAGCUGCUCGAUCUGUGUGACGAGCUGGGCAUCAUGGUUUGGAUGGACGCCAUCUUUGCUGCCUCUCUCUAUCCCUACCACCAAGAGUUCCUCCGCGAGGUUAGCGGCGAAAUUGCACAGGUAAUGGUCGAAGUUGUCUCGCACCCUAGUCUGGUUGCUGUAGUGGGUAACAAUGAAGGCGAGCUGUACUUUUUAGGAGCCUAUGGCACAAGGCCACAGGAUCCAGAGUGGCUGCGUGGAUAUCAACUCUUGUUCGACCUUGUCAUUCGUGAUCGCGUCAAGGAGUUCAGCAGAGGCUUGUCGUAUCUUCCUUCCUCGACCACAACAGGCUACCUUCAGCUCGACCCGUACCAAGGUCGUUAUGAUAACUAUACCAGGGGUGUCGAGAUACAUGGAACCGGUGAGCAUUACGGCUAUGAUGCGCAGAGGGCAUUUGACAUCAAUACGUAUCCGCGCAGCCGGUUUAUGGUCGAGUUUGGUAUGUUUUCGCUCCCUUCGAUUUACACUCUUGAUCGCAUUCUCGCUCCUUUGGGCAUCAACGACGAAAUCUAUUCGGUCAACUCUACUGUCUUACGUGCGCAUCUCAAGCAUCCACCUGCUGCAAACUUGACUUACCCUUUUAGCGCCGAUGUGGGCCAGCGCGAACUGCUUUCCGCCGUCAACACAUAUUUCCCGCAACCUCUGGCUAGCUUGGAUGCCCGCGAAGAGCUGCACCAGUAUUCGCUCUCGAGUCAGCUAUACCAAGCCAUCUUCAUGGCCAACCAGAUUUCCGUGUAUCGUCGCCAAGCGGGAAGACGCGAGCAAAACCGCGGUUUGGUGGUCUGGCAGCUCAACGAUAUUUGGGAAGGUACGAGUUGGAGUAGUAUCGAAUACACUGGUCGAUGGAAGAUGGCGCACUAUGUGUAUGCGAACGUGCAGGCUCCGUUGGUAGCUGUGGCCGUGUACAAUGUGUCGGAUGAUACGUUGGAGCUAGACGUCGUGUACACUGGUGCCAAGAUUGGGGCUGGGGAGGGUGAGGUCAGCGUGCGAAUGGACUGGUUUGAUUUCGUCGGCAAGCCGCUCUACCAGCGCCGAGAGAACGUUACUUUGGAUGUCACGACUCCUGGAUCAAUGACGAUUUCAACUAUUCGCAAUCCCGCCCGAAGCGUAUGCACGAGCAGCAACGGAUGCUACCUGCGUCUCAGCUCUGGAAGAUCCGGUUCGGACUGGACAUGGUACUGGACGCCACUGCGCAACCUUACAGCCACGCUCCGCCACCUUGAGGAAGAAAACGUCCGUCCGCAGCUCAGACUCUCCCUGGUCUCGACCUCGCAGAAGAGCACGGCCGAGGGUGGCCACUGGACGGUUGAGGUGCGCAACACUGGCAACGCAACCGCGCCUUUUGUGUUUGUCGAUCAUGGAGCACACUACCUAGGCUAUUUUGCCACUUGUCAAGGUGAUGGUGAAUGCCGACCACACAACGUAUUCUGGCUUAACCCUGGCGAAUCGAGGACGUUGAGCUUUGUUCGUCUGAUCCCUUCCGAGGAUGCGAGAGUCGAAUGGGAGGACACAGAGGAGCAAAGGAAGAAAUGGUUCGAUUCGCUCAGCGCUUGGUCGCUGUUUGACAAUCUUGGAGGCAAGGCUAGCAGCCGCAAGACAAUGCAAAACACUCGAACGAAGCUUGGUGACGACGCAAGUAUGCGCAUCUAG